Molecule: messenger RNA, 915 nt
Organism: Exophiala xenobiotica
Lineage: Eukaryota; Fungi; Ascomycota; Eurotiomycetes; Chaetothyriales; Herpotrichiellaceae
Exons: 2
Coding region: 1-915 (304 amino acids)
Source: RefSeq, a predicted model, not a curated record
AUGGCUUCUCACACAAGCGGAAGGGAUAGCGCAGGACUAGACGCGGUCACUCCCGGCACUGCUGGAGGGCGGCUCAUGCCGACUGGUCCUGUCCCGGUGGACGUCAACAACCUGAAUGCUACUUGGACACGUCUCCAGUUCGUCACCCAGCAGUAUACCGGGUUUCAAAGAGAGGCAUGCGAUAUCCAGCGUACUCUCUGGACCAACAUUCACACGUUACUGGGCCAGAAGACCGCUUUGGAGAAGUCGUGGUGGGAUAUCCAUACGGCAUACAACUCCAAGACCGACGAGCUGAACGAAAUGGCCGAAAACAGCGUCGUAUUGCAGGAAGAGCUCCUGAUCGCCCAAGAAGAGACCGAGGCGGCUCGUCGCCAGGUCGAAGAGUCUGAAGGCCGGAACCGGCAUCUGGCCGAGCAACAGAGGUUCUUGCAACAUGAAGUAGAUCAAGCUCGUCAAAAGAUCCGUGCUUUGGAAAAUGGUGUUGCCGUGCACGAAUGUACGACCGGCACUAUGGACCAUGCGAAGGCCGCGGCGAUUCACGAACUGGAUUCAAGCGAAAACGGAAUGACCACGGUUAGGACACUGGAGCUUCAAGCCAAGAUAAAGGAAAUGGAACAAGACUAUGAGCAUACGGUGGGACGCUACAAGAACGAACUAUCCAGCCUUGAAGCACGUCUGGCGGUGGCAGAUCAGAAGUUGAAGCAGUUUGAACAGACCACCGACAGAACCCGGACGAUGGAUUUAAUUCUUUCGCCCGCCGUCAAAAGGGAACCAGUGUCGUCAGGCAUCGACGAAAACGUCAAAAUAGAAGAAAACGAGACCACGGGGGGAGGACGUCGGAGGCAACCAAAGAGAGCUCGACGGGGGCGGAAGCUGGAGCCCAAAAAUGCGGACUUGCGGGUAGUAUGCCAUUGA